GACUUUGACAUGACCAGAUCUUUAACAGUCAGGUGUUGCUGUACGACUGUGUCUCACAUGUCAGCAGCAACAUGUGAACCGUCGCUCAGAUUACCCCGUGAUGAAAACAUCACCUUAUUGAGAAUACAACAUCGGAGACACAUCGAGCAGCUGUGAUGGAUGUCAGACUGGAGUCAUCAUUCAGUCUCUCUGAGUGUUAGCGUCACACAAGCAGGAUGAUUUACAUGUCCCACACGGCCCACUGGCAGUUCCUGGGCCUGAUUGGCGGGGUUUUAGCCUGGAUCCUCAUCAUGACCACCACUGGCAUCAACGAGUGGCGUCUGUGGCACGUGGAGAAUGUGUCCGUCAUCUCCUCGGGGGUGGCAUGGGUGGGAAUCUGGAAGGCGUGUUUCUUCAGUCAUUAUUUCUCCAGCAUGGAGACCUGUCAGAGCAUCAGCAUCUCGGACCCCUUCAUCCCCACAGAGAUCCCUGUGGCUCAGGUUCUGAUGGUGCUUGGGAUGAUCUGCGGCUUGGCAGGAAACAUCAGCGCUGCUAUGGCUUUGAGAGUCGCUUACUUCUCUUUGGAGGACCGUAGCAACAUAAGACUGCUUUUUUUGUUGGCAGGGACACUGUAUGUGCUGACAGCGGGGCUGUGUCUGGUGCCGCUGGUUUGGAACAUGACCUCUGUGCUGAACAACAGGACUAUAGACUUUCCUCCUGAGUUUAACCUCCCUGCUGCCCCUGUAAAGCAGCAGGUCGGCUCGGCCAUUGGAGUGGGCAUCAUGGCCUCCAUAAUGAUGCUUAUAAGUGGGCUUCUUUUUCUCUGCUACCGCUACGCCUGGCAGACCCUGAGCUCAGAGGUUCCCAGGAACAACAAGGAUCCCUUACACGGGCCCUGGACAGAAACCAGCCUGGCACAGCAGUCUGAAGCACCAAAUGGAUGCAACCAGGGCACAGAUAAUCCUGCAUUUCACAGCGAGGAAUUGUCAUGACAAAUAACCUAAUGUCAGGAACCAUUUACUAGUUCAAAAUCAUAUUUUUGAUCCAUGACAAAGUGACUUCUAAUUUCGUGGAGGACUUAAAGCGUUCAACAUUAAAACCUAUACGGUGGAAAACAUUUACCAUUUUAUUUUACCCCCAAAAAAAUCUGUGAGAAACAAAUGGAUCACCCUUUCCAGCACCAAAGUUGUAAAUUCAUACUGUGACCAUGAAGUGAAAAUAAAAACUGCUACUACUUGAAGAAAUAUGAAUCUUUUAGGAUCUUUUCGGAUCUCAGUCAGUCAAUACUUCAAACUUCGCUCCCAUAUGGCGACUCUGCUAACUAGCACUUUGUGUGUUCCCAUCAAAUGAAGCAAAGUUAGCAUUUAGGCUACUACUCAUAUUUUAUUGACGAACCACUUUAGGCAUGCUCAUUUUAGCUUUAAAAAAUUUAGUUUUGUUUCUAACUGCUCCACUUUGUUUCACAGCUUGUAGCUUACUUUUUCCAUCUCAUAUUCCUAUGAGAUGCUAUUUUACAGUUUAGGUUAGCUGCUAAAUGUUAUUUUCUUAACCAGCUUGUUGCUAAUUAUAUGUUACUAACUUUGCCAAAUAGCCGACUGGGUCGUGACUUCUAGCAUUUCUUUAUAGUUUGUUACGCAGAUUUUUCUCACUCUUCAACAAAUUCUGAAGGAAAGUUGUUAGGAAAGUUAGCUCUUACUUCACUGGCUUAGCUAACUUAGCUUACCAUUAUGUUGGGUAAACAGUUGAGUUUCACAGAUCCAGCAGAUUACAGUAAUGACAUGAGAACAUAGUGGGAGUUAUUAUUAUGUCACUUUGAUUAUUUAUGUCCUUAAUUGCUAUAAUGCUAUCAACUUUUUAAAAAAUGUUGCUAUUUUAGCUGCUUAUGAGGUUGUCAAAUACAUUUCAAUACUUUUCAAACACUGUCUAAAAUGUACAUAUGUUGGCAAUGUUUUGGCAUCGGAUAAGUACAAUUUAGUGUUCAGGAGUUUGCUGUCAACUUUCAAUCAUUAAAAACAAGAAAUUACCCUUUA
Molecule: messenger RNA, 2009 nt
Organism: Labrus bergylta (ballan wrasse)
Lineage: Eukaryota; Metazoa; Chordata; Actinopteri; Labriformes; Labridae
Gene: cldn34a
Product: claudin 34a
Biological process (GO): cell adhesion; bicellular tight junction assembly
Cellular component (GO): plasma membrane; bicellular tight junction
Molecular function (GO): structural molecule activity
Source: RefSeq, a predicted model, not a curated record